AUGAACAAUCCGAACGAACGAUUCAAACCCCUCAAACAGUACUUGCGCAUGUAUACCUCCAAGACACAUGACAACUGGGAUUCAAGUCUCUCUCCACAACCCGGCACCGCCAACAACAAACUCCAACCGCGAUUCCUCGGACCCUUCGAGAUCACCGAACGUCCUAGUUCCUUCAACUACAAGCUUGACUUACCUCCCAAGUCUCGUAUCCAUCCCGUGUUCCACGUCUCCAAGCUCCGAAAACACGUUCCUCGCAACCCAGAGCAAUUUGUCAAUCAAGAUCAAGAAGAAGCCAUUCAAGAAGCCAUUCAAGAACCCUUGAUUCCUGAUAACCCUGCCUAUUAUCAAGUGGAAUACGAGUUUGAAAAAAUUAUCAAGCACUCCAAGUCUGGCGGUGGUGUUCAUAACAUUGACAUUACUGAGCUCAAGUUUACGGACGAACCAGCCGACAAUCCUGCGCACGAAGAAUAA
Messenger RNA from Linnemannia hyalina, 471 nucleotides. Lineage: Eukaryota; Fungi; Mortierellomycota; Mortierellomycetes; Mortierellales; Mortierellaceae. The record is from the annotation of a GenBank genome assembly.